Hydatigera taeniaeformis is the source of this 1083-nucleotide messenger RNA. NCBI's taxonomy places the organism in Eukaryota, Metazoa, Platyhelminthes, Cestoda, Cyclophyllidea, Taeniidae. The record is from the annotation of a GenBank genome assembly.
AUGCCCCGAUGGCUACACCUGUGUCUACUUCUGCUCACCCUCACAAUCGCUCUCGUUUCCCUAGCGAUCUUGCUGAUCGUCUUUGAACGCGUUAAGAACCUCAAUGGAAGUGACUCCAGCUCUCCUGUCAUCAUCUCCGCGGAUGAAGAUUGGUUAAAGUGGACACAUGAAAUUAAUAUAUCCUUUGAAAGCGAGGCUGAAGCCAAGUACAGACACUCUGUAUGGAGAAAGAACUACGAUAUGAUCCAAGCACAUAAUGCACGAAAAGACAGUUUGUAUGUCAUGGGGACGAAUCAAUUUACCCAUCUGGAGCAUUGGGAAUUUGUGGAAAUGUACCUUAGGAGCAAAAAAAUUGAAAUCGACAACUACGGUGUGAACAACUACUUUGAGGGCAAUAAGACGGUGAGAGUGAAUGAGAGCAUAACCGAGGGUGACUGUUAUCUGGGAAACUUUGACUGGAGGGAGCACUUUCCUGAUCGUAAAGUCCGUGACCAGAUGUCCUGUGGGUCAUGUUGGGCCUUUGCUUCGGUAUCAGCAGUCGAAUGGCACCGUGCUAUUCACUACGGAAGGAGCAUCCCUCUCUCCGUACAGCAGUUGGUCGACUGUGUUCAAUCCAACUUCGGCUGCAACGGUGGAAUCAUCGAAAACGCUCUUGCUUACAUCCAAAAUCACGGCAUCAUGCUGGAUAGCGAUUACCCCUACCGAUCCAGAGUGACGCAGUGCACUGAGAACCCGGAAAAAAUUGCACUGAAGAUCAAGGGCUACGAAACUCUAUAUGGGGUGAGCGAGGCCGUCUUGGCCUGCAUCGUUCAACGCGUCGGACCAGUGGUGAUUGGCUUCGAUGCCAGUGGUUUGGGGCUGCAGCAUUACAAGUCUGGAAUCUAUGAUGGUACGGACUGUAACGGCGAGAUGUUAAAUCAUGGACUGGUCCUACUAGGUUUUGGAACUGACAACAGGGGAAAUAGGUAUUGGAUUUGUCAGAAUUCCUUCUCUCAACGCUGGGGCGAUAACGGCUUCUUCCGUUUCAAAUUUGGCAGCAACCUCUGUGGCGUGGCUGCUACUCCCAUUAUUCCUAUGGUUUAG